GUUACCAGCUGCUGGACUAUUCCAAUCCCUGUCGGAGAGAAUACACGGGGACCGACAGUCAUUCUCUUCCUCCCCGUUUACCUCAUUGUGAUUCUUUUAUUACACCCUGCUUCUAUUUUACCUCUCUUUCAUUCUUUUCCGAAGUGGAUAACUUGUCCUUCUCCCUCCCUUGCUUUCUGCUACGUUUCACGGUUUUUAUAAGCUAUAUAGGUGUAUUUAUUUGUUUUUUAUUAGAAACGAUAUACAUUUAUGUCUUAGAUGUUCCUCAAAUGAGAAGACGCAAAUGAUGGAGUUGCAUAUUUUAGAACACAGCUUGAAAGUAGCGAGUAUAGCAAAAGAGGGCAUUCAGAUUUGCACUCACGGAUUAAUCAAACUCGCCUUCUUGCCCUCUAAAACAAGAUGCAAGUUUUUCAGUUUGACGGAAACUCCGGAGGAUUAUACCAUUAUCGUCGAUGAGGAAGGCUUCAAAGAACUGCCCGAGUCGGAGCACCUUAGUGUCGCCGAGGCCACGUGGUUGGCUCUCAACGUGGUGUCGGGGGGCGGGAGCGCCACCAACUCUCAACCAAUCGGAGUCACCAAAAUAGCGAAGUCUGUCAUUGCCCCCCUGGCAGACCACAACAUUUCUGUGUUUAUGCUGUCUACCUAUCAGACUGACUUUAUCUUGGUUCGAGAGCGGGACCUGCCCAUGGUCAUGCACACCCUGUCUUCUGAGUUCACCCUGCUGAGGGUGAUCAAUGGAGAGACCGUGGCCGCCAACAGCCUGGGAGUCACCAACGGCUUUGUCAAGCCUAAACUCGUGCCCCGUCCCAUCAUCCACCCUCUUUCCAGCCCCAGUAACAUGUUCUGUGUGACCAGCCUGGACCCGGACACACUGCCCUCGGUGGCCACCCUGCUCAUGGACGUCAUGUUCUACUCAGGCGGCAUGAAGGAGCCCGGGGCGUCUAGCGAGGACUCUGGUCACAUCCGCUUCUUCUCCUUCUCUCUGAUUGAGGGCUACAUCUCUCUGGUCAUGGAUGAGCAGACCACACCACGGUUUCCAAACAAUGUCCUCUUCACUAGUGCUUCAGGGGAGCUUUGGAAAAUGGUUCGCAUUGGAGGACAGCCUUUAGGAUUUGACGAGUGCGGUAUUGUGGCUCAAAUAUCGGAACCCCUGGCGACUGCUGACAUUCCAGCUUAUUACAUCAGUACCUUCAAGUUCGACCAUGCCCUGGUCCCAGAAGAAAACAUCCAGAGUGUGAUUGGAGCUUUGAGGACCAAUGAGAGCGCAGGACAGUGAAUGGGAGAUGGGAAGAGACAGUGGAACUAGCGAGCCCUGUGCCCUCACACCCACACGUUGAUUUAUCAUGUCAAACUCAUUUUUUUUAAAGUGCCAAGAGCGUAUCAGUGGACUGCUGUGGGGGGUGACUCUGGGAACAGGGUAAUGUAACGCUUGGGUGGUGUAGAUGGGGUACAGGGGAGGGACAGUGUGCGUGUGUAGGGAUGCUUUUGUUCAGCGAAAAGCAAAGUGCCCCUCCUACGUGCCAACUACGCAACCCUACCCACCACAUCACCCCCUUGACCAUCCACUCUUACCCCAAACAACAUCCACUUCUUUGGGGACCCAAAGCUAGGGUGACUGCAGUGUUUUUUUUGUUUUUUUUCUCGCUCUCCUUUUUCUUUCUCCUCUCCCUCACACCAUUUCACCAUGUCAACGCGGCCUACUAAGUUUGGGCCUAUCUCUUCGACACCAGCCCGGAAUGCUGCGACCCGGCCGUCACCUCCUUUUACUUUGGCACCCACGCGGCCAAUGACAGCCUAUACUGGUGCUUUAGUAUACCACACUUUCCUUCCUAACUUUGCAUUGUUUCUUCCCAUAACAACCAUACUGUAUUAGUUACCAGUCCUCCCCAUAACAACCAUACUGUAUUAGUCACCAGUUCUCCCCAUAACAACCAUACUGUAUUAGUUACCAGUCCUCCCCUUAUGGAAAGAGAAUGUUCUCUACAAACAAUUAUCAAGAUUUCCAUUAUUCUUAUUAUUUAUUUUUCUCAGUGCCAAGUCGUUUUAAAGACCAAUGCCUUGUCAAACGCUCAGUGUGUUUGCACUUGAAGGUGACAUUUCUGAGUUGUCGUUGGUAAUGACACGACAUAGUGUGGUUUUGUUUUUACAAGUUAUUGAAUAAGCUUUUAAUGUCAAGUCCUGAUGAAAUUCUCAUUAUGGAAACUCUUCUUAAAGUAAUCAAUUUCGGGGCUAGAGUUCUCAUUGAAAUGCCAUUUAGCUGAAGGCUAGCAAAUAGAUUGCAGGGACUGAGGCAAGAUGUAUGUCAAUGGUCCUAAACUCUGGUGACCUGGAAAGCAGAUCAGAUUUGUCAGAUGGGAAAAUGAAAGAUUCUGGUGUUGAGUGUUUAAAUUACAUUUACUGACAAAUCACAGAGCCACUUAUGUAGGACAUAUCAUAUAAACAACAUUCUAGUUGGCUAUAUAUAAGCCAGUUUUCAUGUAGUAUCGGUCAUUUUGGGAGAAGUAGGUUAUCGUUUUGCAUCAAGUGCCACACCAUGCCUGACACUAAACCAGCCCUUUACCACAAACUAGUAGAAUAAGGAAAAGUGGUGGGGAAAUGUUGGUUGGGUUGUGGAUCAUUGAACCAGCCCUGCAACCCUGGUCAGGUUAGGCCUUCAGCUCACCUCCCUACCCCUCCCUCUUACCUCGCCCCCUGCAUCCCCUCACCCCAGUCUGCACUUUAAUACAGGUCCAUCCUGCUGUACUGAUGUGAAAACGGGGAAGACUUUUACCCUUGAAGGAUUCUCUUGAGAAGGUGAGACUAUAUUGGUCUUAAUGCAUUGGUGUUUGUUUUUUUUGUCCGCACCAAGAAAAAGCUUGCUUCGUCAGAUAGCUUUGAUUAGCAGAAACCAUGUAGCUAUUAAUCAGUGUUAAAAACAUUAAGGGUGAUAUAAAAAAUAAAUAAAAAAUGCUUUUUUCA
Messenger RNA from Oncorhynchus tshawytscha (Chinook salmon), 2958 nucleotides. RefSeq names its product cytosolic arginine sensor for mTORC1 subunit 2 (gene castor2). Gene Ontology annotation, cellular component: cytosol. The coding region runs from base 284 to 1276 and encodes 330 amino acids. The transcript is spliced from 9 exons. NCBI's taxonomy places the organism in Eukaryota, Metazoa, Chordata, Actinopteri, Salmoniformes, Salmonidae. Gene Ontology annotation, biological process: negative regulation of TORC1 signaling; cellular response to L-arginine. The record is from RefSeq and is a predicted model, not a curated record.